This is a messenger RNA of Amaranthus tricolor (Joseph's coat), 1951 nucleotides long. RefSeq names its product xyloglucan O-acetyltransferase 4. The transcript is spliced from 3 exons. Gene Ontology annotation, cellular component: Golgi apparatus. The coding region runs from base 262 to 1560 and encodes 432 amino acids. The record is from RefSeq and is a predicted model, not a curated record. Lineage: Eukaryota; Viridiplantae; Streptophyta; Magnoliopsida; Caryophyllales; Amaranthaceae. Gene Ontology annotation, molecular function: O-acetyltransferase activity.
AAACAUAGUCCAAAACUGAAAAGUACGCCUCUUUGUGCGCUUUCAUCCCUUCAUAUCACAAAUCACAAUUCACAACCAGCUUCUGGAAGGACACUGGAAAUACUGAAAAUUUUCCUAACGUCAAAUUGAAGAAUCAAGAAAAGUUGAUACACCCAAAUUACUUUUUUCCUGAAUUAACUCCAUAAAAGUCAAACAAUUUCUUCCAUUUUCUCUCAAUCACUCUACACUUUUAAUUUGUAUGAAAUCCAAACUAAAAGAUCAAUGAAGGUAAAUACAAUAAACCCAUCAUCAUUCAAUUAUGAAUUUGAUGAGAAAAUUCAUAAUCAUCCUAAAAAAUACUAUUUUAAAGGAGAAUUUGGAAUACCCUUUUACCCAUGUUUGAUAUGUUUUUUGGGUAUUACUUCCAUUUUUAGCUUCUUUUUUGUUUAUUUUUAUAACCCUUUUCAUUUCUCUUCUCAAUCUAUUAAGCAAUUUCCUCAUCAACCAACAAAUUACAUCAAACCCCAAUAUGAUGAAGAAAAUUGUGACUUGUUCAAGGGGAAGUGGGUAAGAGAUGAAAAUGGAACUCAAUACACAACAAGUAGUUGUCUGACAAUUCCAGAGUCAAAAAAUUGCUUCAAAAAUGGAAGAAAUGACACUGAUUUUUUGAAUUGGAGAUGGAAACCAUAUGAUUGUGAGCUUCCAAGAUUUGAUCCAAUUAAGUUUUUGCAAAUUGUUGGUGGUAAAAAAAUGGCUUUUCUUGGGGAUUCAGUUGCUAGAAAUCACAUGGAGUCUCUUCUUUGCCUAUUAUCUCAGGUAGAAACUCCGGUAGAUGUAUACAAAGAUUCAGAGGAUCGAUUUAGAAAAUGGCAUUUUCCAUCCUCCAACUUCACUCUAAUGACCUUCUGGUCAAAAUUUCUUGUACAAGCAGAAGAAAUAAUGGUAAACGAUUCGGGUACAGGCAGUUUCAACCUGCAUUUAGACAAAGUUAACAAGAAAUGGGCCUCAAAACUUUAUGGUUUAGACUAUCUCAUCAUCUCAGAUGCUCACUGGUUCUUUCGAAAAAACUACUUAUACAAUGAAAACAAGCUAAUCGGGUGCGUGUAUUGCAACGAACGAAACAUAACAGAAUUAGGCCUUAAUUACGCUUUAAGAAUAGCAUUUCGUACGGCCAUGAAAUAUAUUAAUAACUGUAAGGAAUGUAACAAAGGGAUGGUGACCUUAGUAAGGACAUUUUCGCCAGCUCAUUUCGAGAAUGGGGGGUGGGAUAGUGGAGGUGGGUGUAAUAGCACUAGGCCGCGUAGCGACGAAAAGGGGAAGGGGAUGGAAGAUAGGUGGUUUGAGUUGGAGGUAAGGAAGGUACAAGUAGAGGAAUUGGUUAGGGCAAGGGAAGAGGCAGGAGAAGAAGGGAAAAAUAAGUUUAGAUGCUUGGAUGUUACAAACGCAAUGUUAAUGAGGCCUGAUGGGCAUCCUGGUGAGUUUUGGGGUAAUAAAUGGAUGAAAGGGUAUAAUGAUUGUGUACAUUGGUGUAUGCCUGGUCCCAUUGAUGUUUGGAGUGAUUUCUUGUUUGCUGUUUUGUAGAAACAUAAUUUGUUUGGUUAUAAGAAAUAAGAAACACAUAUUUUUUUGAAAUUUAUAUGAUGAUAUAUUAAUUUUAACUCUAAAACAACAAUUAUUAGAGCUUUUUAUUUUAUUUUUUUGAUAGUUAACUGUUUUGACUAAGAUAUAAUGCUUGUUUCUGGUAGUUUCUCUUAUUAAUUAAAGUAAUCUUGUAAUCUUGUUGACCUUGUGCUAUAUUUCUUGGAUACGACUUACAUAGUAUUUGUACCAGGACAUGAUUCAAAAAUGGAGAUUUGAAGUCAAACGGGUUGAUAUGAUGGUCUUCAAAAUAUGAGAAGUAGAAUAGGGAAAAAAUCGAAAUUUUAGGGGAUCUAAAACAAAUAUAAUACCACAUCUAAUUCUAUAUUUAUUG